Prunus armeniaca (apricot) is the source of this 393-nucleotide messenger RNA. The record is from the annotation of a GenBank genome assembly. NCBI's taxonomy places the organism in Eukaryota, Viridiplantae, Streptophyta, Magnoliopsida, Rosales, Rosaceae.
AUGGGAGGCAACUUAUCACACAUUCAAGACUACUCCGAUGAUGAUUCGUCACGCGGAAAGAAGUCUCGCAUCAUGGCCUUCCAUUCCAAGGACCAAUGGAGCACUCACUUCAAUGCCUCCAAAGAAAGCAACAAACUGAUGGUGAUAGAUUUCACGGCAACAUGGUGUGGACCUUGUCGAGCCAUGGAGCCAACAUUGAAGGAGUAUGCUGAUAAAUACACAGACGUUGAGUUUAUCAAGCUGGAUGUAGACGAGUUACCGGACGUGGCUAGGGAGUUUGGGGUGCAGGCAAUGCCUUCAUUUGUUUUUGUGAAGAAAGGGGACGUGGUUGAUAAGGUCGUGGGGGCCAGGAAGGAGGAACUCCAGAAGAAGAUUGAGAAACACAGGAAAUAA